CUGAGGAGCAGGAUUUCCCGGCCCCGCCUCUUCCGUCCGCGGCGACCGGAAGCGGGGCAGUGGCGCCGGAAGUUGAGGGAGUUUCCUGUGAGCUCGGCUUCCUCAAUAUGGCGGCGCCCUUGUCAGUGGAGGUGGAGUUCGGAGGCGGUGCGGAGCUCCUGUUUGACGGCGUGAAGAAACAUCAGGUCACCUUGCCCGGACAGGACGAACCCUGGGACGUCCGGAACCUCCUUGUCUGGAUCAAGAAGAACUUGCUCAAAGAGCGGCCAGAGUUGUUCAUCCAGGGAGACAGCGUGCGGCCAGGGAUUCUGGUGCUGAUUAACGAUGCUGACUGGGAACUGCUGGGGGAGCUGGACUACCAGCUUCAGGACCAGGACAGCAUCCUCUUCAUAUCCACGCUGCACGGCGGCUAAGGGCCCUCCUCUGUGCCUGAGCCGCCUCGGGGUGGCGAGACCAUCAGCCGUCCCCUUGGGCCCUGCUUCCAGAUCUUCCUGUCCCCCUUGGCGGUUUUCUUCCCUAGUCUGUCCCCUGCGCUCCCUCCAGGCAGGGAAAAGAGGCCAGGUGCUAAAAAUGAGCCUCCUCAGGCACGUGAGCAGGGAGAGGCUGAGCAGGGGGGAGGCUGAGCAGGGGGGAGGCUGAGCAGGGGGAGGCUGAGCAGGGGGAGGCUGAGCAGGGGGGAGGCUGAGCAGGGGGAGGCUGAGCAGGGGAAGGUGCCCCUCAGUGUGUCAGGAGUGGGGUCUGUGCAGCCAGGUAAUAACCCAGCUGCUUUCUGCUCCUCUUCCUCCUCGUGCCUCAGCCCAUACACCCAGUCACCACUCGUGGGCAGCAGGGCCCUCCUGGGGAAGAUGAAUGGACCUGAAUAGCUGAUGACAGGCCCUCCCUUCUCAGAGAUUGGAGGAGUCUCCGCCUCAGUUUCCCCAUCUGGAGGGCAGAGGACUCUGCCUGUCCCCUACUGAUAUCAUUAUGGAACCCCAGCUGGGGUCCCCUAUUCAGUGCUGACCCCCCCCCCCCAACAGCAGCUGCUCCUCCAACCACACCCCUCCUCCUGCUCCCCCAGCCACAGCCCUUGACCCUGGCCAUCCUCCCCCAACACAGGCCACCAGAUGGGCUCCUGAGACGCCCCCUCCCCGCAAAAGGCCUCCUCCAUGCAGCUCAUUCCUCUGGGGCUGGAGAGGAGGAGGGUGGAGGUAAACCUUGGACUUGCAGAUAGACUCCUGCUGUGCAGGGGGGGGGGGGUCCCUGUGCCUUAGUGUCCUCCUCAACCACAACUGAAUUUUUAUAGUGUUUGAGAAGUGGGGAGAUCCUUGAUGGCACCAAUGUAGACUUGAUCUCCUCUCCCACCUCCUGCAGGAAGCAGGAUCGGGGCAGGCAGCACCUGGUAGGUAGGCAGGAUGGCACGCCCCUCCUCCCUCCAUCCCUUCUGGAAGUCCUGGGCCUCAGGGCCUGCAACAGCUGGCCUUGGGCAAAUAAAAGACUAGGUUGUUUACUGGA
Molecule: messenger RNA, 1491 nt
Organism: Phacochoerus africanus (Common warthog)
Lineage: Eukaryota; Metazoa; Chordata; Mammalia; Artiodactyla; Suidae
Gene: URM1
Product: ubiquitin related modifier 1
Exons: 5
Coding region: 108-413 (101 amino acids)
Biological process (GO): tRNA thio-modification; protein urmylation
Cellular component (GO): cytoplasm; nucleus
Molecular function (GO): protein tag activity
Source: RefSeq, a predicted model, not a curated record